Messenger RNA from Osmia lignaria (orchard mason bee), 3072 nucleotides. RefSeq lists its product as uncharacterized. The record is from RefSeq and is a predicted model, not a curated record. NCBI's taxonomy places the organism in Eukaryota, Metazoa, Arthropoda, Insecta, Hymenoptera, Megachilidae.
UCCUUUAGCUGGCUCGCACACGUAGAGCGGCGUCGGCGCUGGCGGAAGAGGAGGAGAGGUGGGUGCAAAGCUGUACGUAUGCACUGCCUACCUGAUGCCUCGAGAACUCGAGUUAGAGCUCGAGUCAGUCACGUGGUCUGUUGAACACGAAGGAUGUUGUGGGAUCGCGAAGUCAGUUAGCGGCAGUCCGUUGAACGGGCAACCGAGAGAAACGGAACGGAGCUGGCACGCUAGCCUGGUGGACCAUUGGUCAAAGGGAAGGGGAAAACACGAUGGAGGAAAGAGGAACGAGGUCUCGGAGGACAGAGAAUAGAGAAUAGAGACGAUAACGGAUCGAGGAUACUCCGACCUGCAAGCAACAUUUCGUGUUCGUUACAAUUGUCGAAGAAUAAACGGUGUAAACUAUGUGAAAAUUGUUGUUGUGAACGGGCAACGGACGGAGUAGCUGUUCGAAGUACUCGAAACAACGACUAGAGUGCUAAUUUGACUCAUUGCCUUGGCGCUUCUACGGUGUUACGUACCGUGGCGAGACGUACAAUAGCCGUGGAAAUAUCCGUGGAAAAUAUCCGCGCGAAAAGCGAACAUAGGAGAAAGUAGGCUGUAAAGAGAAGUAAGGUUGAAAUUCCUGUGGAAAUAAAAAUAAAGGGAAGGAAUGUAUCUGGUCGGUGAAUCGGCGCGGCGCACCUGACUGUUGGUAACGCGUGUUCGGCUUGGUUCGCCUCGGAGUUCCGUUUCGCACGAACAAAGCUCCGUUUCGUGGCAAACGCGUUGGGUCACGCUCACGCUCUACCGUGAAAAUCGUAUCGUCGCAUCGGCAAGGGCCACAUUGCGUCUGCUAACGAUGCACGCAUCUACGCCGUGACUCAACACGCGACGAUUCAUCGUUACGCGUUCACGUAACCUCCUGCUGCUGUUUGCUCGGAUGGAACUAUCGGGGAACCAAAGAUAAUCAUUGUCGUUAUCUCGAACGACCUCGAUUCGAUUCGAUACGAUUCGUCUGCCGAUUAGAUCGAACGAACAUGUUCGUAGCGCGAAAGGAAUUCGCGUAGAGGUGCAAUCGUUGAAGAGUAGCGAUCGUAAAAAGAUAAAUAUGCAAUUGGCAGCGACGCAGAGAGCACACCCGCCACCGGUACCGCCACGACCGAGUAGGCAGGUGGUCGCAGAGGCCCUCAAAAGAUCGCCAAGGCCGCCCUGUCCGACCAGGCAGGCACCGCCGCCGCCCAACGCCAAACCUUGGAGGUCCGAUCGAGAACAAUCGGUCAACAAUAAGCAGCAACAGGUGUGCCCGACCGCUGGACGUACGGUCGUCUACGAGUCGAUUAAGGAAUCGUCAGGUUCGAAGGAAACCAGCGACGAGAACAACGAUCACUCGGCUAGAAUCGUGAUCGAGAAGGAAGCUGAUCGGCGGGCCAGCGCGAGUGAAAGGUGCGACGAGGAGGAGAAUCGUCGUGGAAGAAAUCCACCGCGGGAAAGGCGGCACCGAGCCGUCCUCGAGCAACAACAUCGUGAAAAUCCUACCGAACCACCAUCCGAACGAUCCGUCGAUCGUCCCAGUUCUAAUCUCCGAGAGAAUUCUUCCUCCAGCGAUUCCACGUUCAAAGAUAGACUCGACCAAGAUGAAUCGGAGCGCACGAAACAGUGUAAAGAAACGACCCUGUCCUCCAACGCGAGAAACGAGAAAGAAGAGCCGUCUAGGAAAACUCCUGCCAAAUCGAACGUGUCCUUUGACGACGAACGUCUCUCUCCGUCCAUCAGUCCAGAGUCCAGCGGGGAAAAAUCGAAAUUAAAUCAAGAAAAUAAAUUCGAAAGUCGACCCGCGCCCACUCAAAGGUCCUGUCUCGCUAAGUAUAGAGAUUCCGCGGCGAAGAAGAAUUUGGACUCGCGGACAAACGCGGAAAACGUUGAUCAGGAUCGUUCCAUGGUGGUCGUUGUCAACGAAUCAGACCGUAAAGCUGAAUCGAACGAUCUCGACGGCGAUGGCGGCCUAGACGAUGACGACGACGGCGACGAUGACGACGAGGAAGAGUACGAGGAGGAGGAUCGCGACGGUGAAAAUAUUCAUCGACAAGACUGGCUGGAAGCCGGUGUUCCCUAUUCGUCCACGCAGAUCAGGCUGUCGGGCGACGACGCCGACAGAGUCAACGGACUUGAUCGCUGCGAGAACGAGAAAGUCGGUGAUCUUAAUAUCCUCAGUAUACAAGAGAGGAUCGCGAUGUCUUCCUUGCAAGGUCUACCGCCAUUACCGAGGAGCCUGAGCGGAUUUAAUUUGACCGGUGGACGAGGCGAGGGUUGCGAACCACCGCCACCGCCCACUAGAUCCUCUAGUAAAACGCAAAGAGGCGGUAAAGCUUCGAUUCAGUCGUCGUCCAGGCCAUCACCACCUGCCAGACAGCUCACCACCUUGGAUACUCAACUGGCUAUACUCAGGAGAGAAAUGUUUGGACUUCGACAACUGGAUCUUUCUUUGCUCUCGCAACUAUGGUCCCUGAACGAAUCUAUUCAAGAAUUUCGGCAACUAUUGCAAGAGCAAGAAGACAGAGCACCGUCUCCUUCGCCAAGCAGCGAAGAAGGAGACGACACUUCCUACGGAAGCCAUCCUCCGCCACCACCGAGAAGACCGGCUCCCGGUGUACACCUUCACAGACCGCCUAGGCCACCGAGACCACCUAGACCGCCUCCCAGCGACGAGUCACCUUCGAGCGAAGAAUAUGGAGCCGUUUGACGCUGCGCUCGAGCAAACUGUUCGCAUUCCAGAACGUCCCCGUUGCUACGUUUCUAAACCAUCGUUCUUUAAACUCCAUUGCGCGUUACAGAGAUCUAUCAGAGCUCUCGUCGAAGAUUGCUUUUAGGUAAAAUUGAAGAAAAUCGAUCGUUUCUGUAGAAAUCAAAUGUAGCUUUUGGAAUGCGAUGUAACGUAUCGUUACGAAGAACUUGUUGGUGUUCGAAGGUACCUGGAACAUUUCCUUACGGAAACAUCGCAGAUUCCGUUGUUCAAAAUACGCGUUUUCUGAUUGCAGUUAAUCAUACGACGUGAAUUCUAUAGAUAUUAGAUAUUUAAAAAAAAAAAAAAAA